AUGACCCGUCAAAACCACGAAGCGCAAGACGAGACGACUCCGUUGCUGCGAUACCACAACAGUGCCGAUAGCCAAGGAAGAUGGUCACUGGCGCGUCGACGAUCUUCGGCCUUUCUGUCCUUCCUCUCACGACCGGAAGGCGAGGACGGCGACGAGUACCUCGAAUGGCAACGGAAGCGCUCUCGAUACCUGAUCAUCGGCCUGCUGUUGCUGAACAAUGCUGGCAUCGGCAUCUUGAAUUCGUUCGCCAUCGAAAUGGUUCAGACUCUGGCAUGUGCAGAGUACUACUACUCCUCGCCCGAUGGAUCCACGUUCCCAACGCUUCCGACCGUAGGUGAUCCAUCCGACCUCUGCUCCGUCGCUUGGGUCGACAAGCGCAUCAGCCAAGUCAGCACAUACGCGGACACAUUCGGCAGUCUCACGUCUAUCAUCUGUUCGCUCGUUCUGGCGAAAGCCAUCUUCCCACGCUUCAGCCGCAGAGCAAUCGGCAUCUCCGCCAUAUCGUCCUUAUUGCUUUUCGGGGUCUGUCUGGCUUUGAUCCCGACUCACUACUCAUUCGAUCCUACAAUGCCAUCCGUCUCGACGAUGCAUCCCAGAACGGCACUCAACCUCUUUCUCGCCGUGUACGUUGUUGGAGGUCUGUUAGGCGGGCCCCAGACCGCCAUGCCACUCUUGGGCCAGGUCAUGAUGCUCGAUGUAUGUCGCGUUGACGAAAAGACGACUGCGUUUGCUCAAAUUUCAGCCACGCAGACCUUGGGCAUCGGUAUCGCAUCUCUACUGCUGCGAAUCAUCCUGCCCUCUUUCGGCAUCGAGUUCAGCGUAUUACGCCAUCAGGGUCCCUUUUCGCCGUUCUGGAUGUUUGUCAUCGCGACCGCCAUCACCACGGUGCUCGUCAUCCUCCUUCUUCCAGAGACAAAGUCGAUGACAGUAGCUCAGUCUCAGUCCCGUCGAGACUCGGCCUCGAGCAGUGAUGGGCUACUAUACACAACAGAAAGCAAUGCAGAGGGGCAGACACCUUCCUCGUCCGCGAUGAACAAGCCGCGGUCCUCACCGCAAAACUUCCUACAAACUACCAAGGAGACUUUGGGUCUAUUCAGCUACCUUCUUCCAUACCGGACAUCCCCCGGAGCCAGAAUGGACUACAAGCUGACCCUCAUCCUCUGCGCUACCAUCUUCAGCGACACCAUCACACUCGUCUGGGGCAAUCUCUUGGUCUUCUGUUCAACACACCUUCGCUGGGGUCCGAAGAAUGUGAGCACUUUCAUGGGCUUGCUAUCGCUCAAAGGUGUUUUCGCCAUGUUCUGUCUGCCCUACAUUGUCAAAGCUGUACAUCGCAUCGUAAAGAGGCGGAUGCGUGAGGAGGUUUUGGCCGCCAAUGUUGAGGAGCUGUCGGCAGAAACGCAGCUGGUGAAACGCGAGCGGUCUGUCAUCAAGACUGACAGCAUAAUCGCUAUUGGUUCGUUGGUUGCUGAUUGCUCUUGCUUCAUCAUGAUGGGUAUCGCAGCCACCCGCCUGUCAAGUGGUGGUAUCUAUGCGAGCACGUUCUUCCUCCUCCUCGCAUCCGGUGCAAUCCCAGCAAUUCAGGCUCUCUCCGUCGACUUUUUCCUCGCCCAGAACCGCCCCACGACAGACUCCGUCGCCGCAAGAGACACCUUCGUAGGCUUCAUGAACAUCCUCUUUUCCAUCAUGGCCACCUUCGGCCCGCUCAUCAACAACACCAUCUACACUUGGAGCGUAGACAACAAUAUACCAUCGCUCGUCUUCUUCUGGACGGCAAGCGUCAGCUUCAUCUCGCUGAUCUUUGUGUCUCUGGCCGGUUUCACAACGUAG
Pseudozyma hubeiensis SY62 is the source of this 1830-nucleotide messenger RNA. Its product is annotated as multidrug transporter. Gene Ontology annotation, biological process: transmembrane transport. NCBI's taxonomy places the organism in Eukaryota, Fungi, Basidiomycota, Ustilaginomycetes, Ustilaginales, Ustilaginaceae. Bases 1 to 1830 code for a protein of 609 amino acids. The transcript has 2 exons. Gene Ontology annotation, cellular component: membrane. The record is from RefSeq and is a predicted model, not a curated record. Gene Ontology annotation, molecular function: transmembrane transporter activity.